AUGAGCAGUUCACCGCUUUUGCCUUCUCAUAACACCUUUACUUCAGGACCUUUCCAAGGACUCAUCUGCCGCGAGCUUACCAAGGCGAUCGAAAAUCAAGAACACGUACAAGUCGUAAAUUACGCCGAUGACAUGCUCCAGUCCCACUUGCUCAAGGUUCUAGAUGCCCGAGCUUAUGGCAACUGCAUGCAAGGAAAAUGCAGUCUUGCAAUAGAAGAUGCUCAACGCAUGAUUGAUUUCUCACCGACAGUGGCUGAUGGAUACCUUCGAAAAGGUGACAUUCUCUCAAUGUACGGACGACAGCGCUGUGCGAUUGCGACUUAUGAUACCGGCAUGGAAAGGAUCAAAAUGGACGAAGACAACGAGCAGCAGAUCGAGCAGUUGGUGCUUAGCACAACCGAAGCGAUCAUUCUAGACGCCAAGCGUAUUGAUUUCAUUGCCAGGCUUCCGAUCGACAUCGUUGACCUUAUUCUCUUGCUAUUGCCCAAGGAUACAAAAGCCGCGUGCCUUGCAGUAUCCACAGCUUGGCGCAGAAAGGUACUAGAAUGCAAGACCGCAUGGAAGCGCGUAGUUCUUGAUGACAGCCCGGAAGAUCUGGACGUAUUUGUUGGCGCCAUCCAGUUCAUUGCUCCUAGUAUUGAGCACUUGACAAUAAACACUGAAGUCGAGGCCACCCGGCUAAAGUAUUUACGAUGCAUUGCUACUCAAAAUAUGCGACCAUACACUCUUUUGUUCGCGCACGCGUUUUGGCAGACAUGCCACACGUUGACCAAACUCAACAUCGAUCUCGGUGACAGCCACAGCUUCAUCACAUUGGCAGAAGUCCUUUCAUCAUGUGUUACCAUUACUGACUUGACUUAUUCCACCACCUCGUCCAUGUCUGCCGUGACAGGCGAUUUUUCGGUGUUAGAGUCAAACCGGAUGCUUACGAAUCUGGAGCUAAAAGCUACUGCUAUCACGGGUCGUGAAAUGGAAUCCGUCCUACAGCAUUGCUUUCGAAUCCACCGGCUAGUAAUCAACGGAUGCGACCCUUCCGUCUUUGAUCCUAUCGACCGACUUGCUCCCUAUCUCGAAAUCUUAGCAUACAACCAUCCGAACCCUGUUCCCGAGCUCUAUCAUCACAAAGAGCAACAGGGAAAAGUCAACGACAGCAACAACGGUAGCAGCAGCAACAGCAGCAGGGGAGGAGAACAAAAAACCGGUUUGCGAAUGAUCUACACCAAUAAUGGCGGCCGCUGUGUGCCCACCUCAGCCCUUUUCCCUUUGCUCUACAAGAAUCAAAAAACACUCGAGACCGUAUUUGUCAUGCUUUCUGAUCUCACACGGGCCGAAGUGUGUCAAUUUAAAACACACUAUGCGGAUUUCAAGAUGGACAAGUUGACAAGCUUUACUUUUUGGCCGCUGCGGGCGAUACAGCCCUUCCUUCUCCGGUCGAUUAACCGUGCUGCUGCUUUGACCUGCUUACGUAUCGCCGAAGUGUCCGAUUUGAGGGCUAUCAUCAAGGUACUUCUGGACAUGCCGCCACUCGAAACGUUUGCUAUUUCCCACAUGCCACGGAUGAGCUCCAAUGCAACAACAGCCGCUUGUGGCACAAGUCUCAUUCAGCUGUUUGAACGUUACGCGUGCGUGUCCAUGUCUCAACCAUCACUCCGAUGCAUUACCUUCCGACACUGUCAUGUUGUUACAGAUGCUGUACUUGCUGCACUGGCCCAUAUCAAGACAUUGGAAAGCAUUACGUUAAGUAACUUGGAGCGUGUUACAGCAGCCGGGCUACAGGAAUUCGUCCGCUCCAUGAGCGAGCAAGUAAAAUCUAUUACCCUUACUGACAUGGAAUCCGCUACGAACGACGUCAUUGCCGAAUUAGGGUCAUGUGCUUGUCUAGAAGAAGUAUCGCUUGAUAGUCUAUCCAAGUUGACAGAUGAUGGUUUGAACUUUUUUAUUGAAAGCCCAAUUCCUGCGUUGACCAAACUGACCCUGAGAAAAUGCCCUUUGGUAACUGAAGAGUGUCUAGUUGCUGUAAAAGAAAAUGUCAAAGUGGUUAUUCAAGAUGAUUGA
Zychaea mexicana is the source of this 2055-nucleotide messenger RNA. RefSeq lists its product as uncharacterized. Gene Ontology annotation, molecular function: protein binding. Lineage: Eukaryota; Fungi; Mucoromycota; Mucoromycetes; Mucorales; Lichtheimiaceae. Gene Ontology annotation, biological process: SCF-dependent proteasomal ubiquitin-dependent protein catabolic process. The transcript is spliced from 2 exons. The record is from RefSeq and is a predicted model, not a curated record. Gene Ontology annotation, cellular component: SCF ubiquitin ligase complex. The coding region runs from base 1 to 2055 and encodes 684 amino acids.